ACAGCAAAAAGCCAUUUCCUCCACGCCUUCCCCCCACCAUCCUCCCCCCCAGCCUCCUCCUAUUUCUAUUUGAAUGAAUAGUGACGAAGGGUUUGAACUGAAACCUAGUAUUCAUCCUACUCUCGCCGGCAAAUUGAAACCCAACAGAUCAGGCCGGCAAGGGAUUUUCAUGCAACAAAGCCUGGCUUCGUCUUCUUCGAGAGAAUUUGGUCAGUGAUGUCGCAGGUCGGGGAACCCAGUCCCGCUCACGUCCCGUUCAAGCAGUUCGCUCUUAAGGCCACUGAUUACGCCGCCAAGUUGUUCAAAGGCGCGGCGUUGAUCGUCCUGGUCGCCUCUGUUUCGCUUGUGCUCUACUUGGCCUUCACGGACCAACGCCGGUGGAUUCAGUUUCACUGCCCGGAGUGUCUGGGCCCGAACAGGGACUCAGCCCCCGAGCCCUGCGACGAGACCCGCAAUGUCUCGGAUCACGGACCAACCAACAUCUCCCACGUCGUCUUCGCCAUCGGAGCCUCGGCAAGGACAUGGCACGACCGGCGGCAGUAUUCCGAGCUGUGGUGGCAACCGAACGUCACUCGCGGAUAUGUCUGGCUCGACGAAGAACCCGACCCGAACACCACAUGGCCCGAUAACUCCCCCCCGUACCGGGUCUCGGAGGACUGGACCCGAUUCAGGUACUCGAGCUCGCAGUCCGCGGUCCGGAUGGCCCGCAUAGUGCUGGAGUCCUUCCGGGUCGGGCCACCCGACGCCAGGUGGUUCGUGAUGGGUGACGAUGAUACGGUGUUUUUCACGGACAACCUAGUCUCCCUAUUAUCGAAUUACGACCACCGGCGAUUGUACUACGUCGGCGGGAACUCGGAGAGCGUGGAGCAGGACGUGAUGCACUCCUACGACAUGGCGUUCGGCGGCGGCGGAUUCGCGAUCAGCCGGUCGCUGGCGGCGGAGCUCGCCAGGAUACUGGAUGGUUGCCUGGAUCGGUACUACGGAUUCUACGGCUCAGAUCAGAGGAUCUGGGCGUGUGUAAAUGAGAUCGGCGUUUCCCUGACUAAAGAGCGUGGGUUCCACCAGAUUGACAUUCGAGGAGAUGCAUACGGUCUCUUAGCGGCGCAUCCCUUGGCACCAUUGGUCUCACUCCACCACCUUGACGCCGUAAAUCCGUUGUUCCCCGCCCAAACCCGGCUGCGGUCGCUGCAGAUGCUGUUUCGGGCAAACAGGGCCGACCCGGCCCGGCUGUUGCAGCAAAGUUUCUGCUACCACCACCACCCCAAGCACAACUGGUCUGUUUCCAUCUCAUGGGGCUACACUGCCCAGAUUUACCCCUCACUUCUGACUGCAAGCGAAUUGGCAACACCACUUCGGACUUUCCAGACGUGGCGGAGCUGGAGCAGCGGGCCCUUCACGUUCAAUACCCGGCCCGUGAAUCCUGACCCGUGCGAGCAGCCGGUUGUUUACUUUGCGGACAAGGUUGAGGAGGUUGGGCCGCGCCAGACCCUGACCACUUACAAGAUCAAUGUGGCUGAGUCACAGAAGAAGUGUGGCCGGCCAGAGAUAUCCGGCGUGAAGAGGAUCGUCGUUUUUGCGCCGAAAAUGGACCCGGUUGAAUGGAAGAAGGCGCCACGGAGGCAGCGCUGCGAGGUAAUUGAAAUUUUGAAGAAGACGACGAUGAGGGUGAGGAUCAGACGCUUCAAACAGUGGGAAACCAUCACUACUUCGAUCUCCGACCGGACAAGUCCUUGAUUACAAGACCGUAUCAUGUAAAUAACCAGAUUCAUUACACUUACUGUCCACUUCAUUCUCUGUUACUUGGUUACUAUAAAAUAAGGGGAGGCCCGUUGAAGUCUCCCCCUUUUCUUCAACAACUCCCUUUUAUCUUGAUAUAUAUAUAUAUAUAUAUAUAUGUGCACCGAGAAGAACACGGCGGGUUAAUU
Messenger RNA from Diospyros lotus (date-plum), 1925 nucleotides. RefSeq lists its product as uncharacterized. The transcript is spliced from 3 exons. NCBI's taxonomy places the organism in Eukaryota, Viridiplantae, Streptophyta, Magnoliopsida, Ericales, Ebenaceae. Bases 217 to 1734 code for a protein of 505 amino acids. Gene Ontology annotation, molecular function: acetylglucosaminyltransferase activity. The record is from RefSeq and is a predicted model, not a curated record.